Messenger RNA from Prorocentrum cordatum, 1917 nucleotides. NCBI's taxonomy places the organism in Eukaryota, Dinophyceae, Prorocentrales, Prorocentraceae. The record is from the annotation of a GenBank genome assembly.
GUGGUAUGUGCAGCUACCACUGCCGUUUACGCCGAAGAGGAGGAAAAGGCCAGCCCCUUGGCGCUGGGCAUCUCGACCACGCUGCUGGGGACCGUGACGUUCGUCAUAACGCUGAUGUACGCGAUCAACCACUAUGACAACGAUAUGCGAAAACAUACCUAUAGCACCAUCGUCUCGACGAUUUCCAUCUUCUGCGCGGUGCUGAUAUUUUCGACUUGCAAUGACAUGCUUUCGGAGUUGGGCAACCAGCUGGAGUUUGACGAACACAAGAUGUGCCUGGUCAACAUGGGCCAUAUGCUCACGUGGUACGUUCUUAUGCAGCUUUUUCUGGCGUACGUUUGCGGGGUGAUCGGCAAUUUCGACAAGGGUGCGCAGACCGAAUUCGAGAAAGAGAACAACUUCGAGCUGAACGUGAAGUGCUGGGCCCAGCUGUUGGCCCACCUGACGGGAUUCGCCUCGAUCAACGCCUGGGGCUCGCUGCAGCAGUUGCCUUUCUUCAGGCAGACCCCAGAGAUGACCCUGCUCAUCCUACCCGCCGGCAUGCUCGGCUCGUUCCUCCUCCAGAGGACCACCGACAAGGUGCGGACUCGUCUGAGCGAGAUGGACGGCGAGGUGGACGAGUCGGAGGAGACGUGGGACGAGGAGGCCGAGGAGUGCGAGGACGACGUCAUGGGCCUGACUCUGUCCUUCAACGCCGUGCAGUCCAUCCGGUACUUCGUCGCCGACACGCUGCCGAACGCGGAGGGUGAGUGGGAAGUCAUGGACAUCAUGAAAGAAGGGGGCGGCUUGUAUAUGGGGGAGAUCUUCUUCGCAGGCCUCAUCGGUGCCAUGGGAGUGGUUUUGGUGAUCGGGCUCGGCCUGCUCGUGGAGGAGGACGAGGAGGGCUCGGAGUCCGAGGGCGGCGGGAGCGAGGAGGGCGGCGAGCACGCCGAGCACGGCAGCCACGGCGAGGAGAAGGAGACGAAGCCCCUCUGCGUACAGAUCCAGGAGCGCUUCUACAAGAUUAUCGUCAUCUCCCUGAGCAUGGUCUACGCGUGGUGCUGUUUCUACUCUGGUCAGCUAUUGCUGGCAAGGUUUAUGUCAAGCACGGUGGGCUUUGACCCGAUGUCGCUGUCGCUUGCGCUGGCGUACUUCCUGACCGCCAUGUCUUUUAUCGCCAUCAGGGCUCUGGACACAAUCGCCGAUAACUUUUUCCCGGCAGGCGGGAAGUCGUACCAGGCAACGACCCAAGUUAUCCUGGCCAUCGGCAUCCUAGUGGGCUUCGCCUGGGAGCAGUGCUUCGACCAGGCCGUCGCGAGCAUCGCCUCGCGGACGACGUCGGUGUGGGGGCGCCACGCCGUGAAGGCGCUCCUGGCCGCGAUGUGCGUGGGCGUGCUCGUGCCCGCCUACAAGAGGUUUCUCUUGCCAAUGCAGAUCCUCAAGGGUUACAGACACGGCUUUGUCGUCCAGCGCGUGGGGGAGAGGGGGCACGAAGAGCUCUACCACGCCGCGGCCGUGGUCGCCAAGACGCUGACCAAGAGGCUGGCAGCCAUUACAGAGCACGAUCACGAGAAGCUACACAAAGUGAACAAGGUCGUCCAGAAGCUGCAGAACACCGUCGUGAAAUACAGCGGCAGUGCGAACGGGCAUGCCGUCGAGGCGAGCCGACACGGCCACAGCGCGGUCGGCAACGGUGCGCCGGAGGGCUACGCGCCGCUGCCCGCGUCCCAGGCGGAGGAGCUCGAGAAACUCAGGCGGGAAGUCGAGGAGCUCGGGACCGUCAGGACAGAGAACAUGCGGCUGAGCAAGGAGAACCAGACCUUCAAGGAGACGUUCAGGGAGUCCAUCAAGGUCCUCAAGUCCCUCCAGCAGACCGAGGAGGAGCGCGCAGAGGGGCUCCGCCAGCACAACCUGCAGAUGGACCACGUGCUGGGCAGG